This is a messenger RNA of Colletotrichum costaricense, 1059 nucleotides long. RefSeq lists its product as uncharacterized. The record is from RefSeq and is a predicted model, not a curated record. Lineage: Eukaryota; Fungi; Ascomycota; Sordariomycetes; Glomerellales; Glomerellaceae. The transcript has 5 exons. The coding region runs from base 1 to 1059 and encodes 352 amino acids.
AUGGCCAUUAUCGAUACCCUUCCCGCUGUCAGUGUUUCAGUUCGCCUCAAGAAAGCCUACCGAGACGCUGACGAAUACCCCGACCCUUAUCCGUACCAUGAGCAUGAGAGAUACAUGGACGACUACGAGCAGUGUGCCCGCAACUACAUUGAGAGUAAGGAAGGUACCGAGUUCGCAGUUCAUGUCAAUGUCUUGGACGAUGCCACUAUUGAUCCCUGGAUCCAUCACGAUGAAGGCUUGGUUUUCCUUCUCUUCCUCGACGGCCACUUCAUGGGAAAGCGAUUCUGCUACGAUGAUGACUUCAAACAUGGAGGCUGGCACUUUGCCUUCAAAGGCAAGAGACAUCCCAACCAGCAUAGAACUGCCAUGGUUGAGAGUAACUUCAAGUUCCAGACGAUUACUGCAGUUGACCAAGACGCUACCGAUGGCGAAUGGAGGCGUGCCAAGGAUCUUGGUACAAUCGAGGUGCGCGUCAGACUUGCCAGAUUCGCUGGUGGUCCACGCCGCAACAGAUGGGUCAACUUGGAGAGACCGUUCCGCGAGCCGGAGUACAACAAGUGCGAGAUAUCCGAGGAAGCUAUCAAGGGCCGACCUAUCUACCAUGGCACUUCCUUCACCCCGCCGGUGAACAAGAGUCUGCGACCUCCUAGAUUUGCCCAUCGAGCAGCGAUGGAGCGAAUUCGCACUGGCCCCCUCUUCGCGACCUACACAUUCAAGUAUCGCUCGCGAGAUGCGCUGAAGAUUGAGGAGAUCCUUCACCAGACCCCCAGCCCUGAGCCUGCCCCGGCGCCUUUCUUCCGUCAGAAACCGGCCUACUUGGGAAAUUCGAGCCUUCCUAGAUUCGAGGACCUUCAUGAAGAUGAGGUCGAGCGUCUUGCUAGAGAGAGACACCAACAGCUCCAAGAUGAGCAAGCGCAAUCUUCAGCUCAGAAGAACAAACGGAGCUAUGACGACUUCUGUGAUUUUACGGAUGGCGCUGAUGAGCAGUUGGCCCGUCCUUACAAGAUUAUCAAGCUGGGAAAUGGCCAUGACGCUAUUGAUCUCACGGGCGGCUACUAG